GUCACAAGGAGAAAGGCCACCCGGUCACCAACUACUACCAGUACAGCUUGGGGGUCUUGGCCUUGUGUGUUCACAACAAGAGGACCGAUCCUGAGGUGAUCCGGAAGCUGCUGUCGGCUGAACACCACGGUAGAUUCUCUCACCACCAGACAUUCUCCGUAGACACGGAGGCCAUGGCCGGCUUGGCUUUUGUCUGUUUGGAACAAAGUCCAGGAUACCCCGACGGCCUCCAGGUCAGCGUGAGCAAGGCUGUGAAACGAGCGAAAACAAGGAUCCUGGACGCUCGGAUGGAAAACGGGGUUUACAGGAACAUCUACAGCACACCCCUGGCGGUGCAGUUUUUGAGUGCUGUCGGGAUGAGUCAGAGCCAACGGGAGUUCUCCAGCAGCAUGGCGGCCCUGAAGCAGAGCCUGGAAGAGAGCAGCUUCCAAAACAAUCUGAUCCGGUCACAGCUGCUGCCUGCCUUGUAUUGCAAGAGUUACCUGGACGUUGCCAGCAUGACGUGCGAAACUCAGACAG
Molecule: messenger RNA, 519 nt
Organism: Thamnophis sirtalis
Lineage: Eukaryota; Metazoa; Chordata; Lepidosauria; Squamata; Natricidae
Source: RefSeq, a predicted model, not a curated record